AUGGAGCGUAGCCUGAGUUCUUGCUCCACAUUCUCCAGUUGGUUAAGGAGAAGAUGGAAUGGCAGCCCAGUAGUAAUUGUUGGUGCAGAGGAUGAGGAAUAUCAGGUGACUUUAGAUGACUUAGAUUCGUGUUUGGUAUAUAUGUACACACCUGUAACCGAAGAAGGUGCCAAAGGGGAACCUCAGUAUGCAAUUACAGACUAUGUGAAACCAGGUUCUGAAAAGCUGUGUCUAAUGAUUGUUAAGAUUGAGUUAGCUGAAGCCCUUCGCCUCUUGCUGUUGUGUGUGAGUAGGGACCAUAGUCAGCUUGUACAGGCACCUAAGUUAUGA
Molecule: messenger RNA, 330 nt
Organism: Ilex paraguariensis (yerba mate)
Lineage: Eukaryota; Viridiplantae; Streptophyta; Magnoliopsida; Aquifoliales; Aquifoliaceae
Source: the annotation of a GenBank genome assembly